CUUGAUUCAUUCCAUCAAUGUGUAUUUAUCCAACACCACCACAGAAGGAUGUCGGGGAUCCAGUCAAGAAUCAUACUCGCCCCCUGCCCUUGGGCUGCUGGUGACCUGAGUGGGGCUGAGAAUAACAGACACCUACCAGGUAAGAAAAAGGCAGCAGCAUUGUUUGACAGCCAGGCCCCUAUUUGCCCUAUCUGCCAGGUCCUGCUAAGGCCCAGUGAGUUGCAGGAACAUAUGGAGCAAGAACUGGAACAGCUGGCCCAGCUGCCUGCCAGCAAGAAUUCCCUUCUGAAGGAUGCCAUGGCUCCAGGCACCCCCAAGUCCCUCCUGUUGUCUGCUUCCAUCAAGAGGGAAGGAGAGUCUCCAACAGCAUCACCACACUCCUCUGCCACUGAUGACCUGCACCAUUCAGACAGAUACCAGACCUUCCUGCGAGUGCGAGCCAACCGGCAGACCCGACUGAAUGCUCGGAUUGGGAAAAUGAAACGGAGGAAGCAAGAUGAAGGGCAGGUAUGUCCCCUGUGCAACCGCCCCCUGGCAGGAUCGGAGCAGGAGAUGAGUAGGCAUGUGGAGCAUUGCCUUUCUAAGAGGGAAGGCUCCUGUGUGGCCGAGGACGAUGCUGUGGACAUCGAGCAUGAGAAUAGCAACCGCUUUGAGGAAUAUGAGUGGUGCGGGCAGAAGCGGAUACGGGCCACCACUCUCCUGGAAGGUGGUUUCCGAGGCUCUGGCUUCGUCAUGUGCAGCGGCAAGGAGAAUCCGGACAGUGAUGCUGACCUGGAUGUGGAUGGGGAUGACACUCUGGAGUAUGGGAAGCCACAAUACACAGAAGCUGACGUCAUCCCCUGCACAGGCGAGGAGCCUGGUGAAGCCAAGGAGAGAGAGGCACUCCGGGGUGCAGUCCUAAAUGGCGGCCCUCCCAGCACACGCAUCACGCCCGAGUUCUCUAAAUGGGCCAGUGAUGAGAUGCCAUCUACCAGCAACGGUGAGAGCAGCAAGCAGGAAGCCAUGCAGAAGACCUGCAAGAAUAGUGACAUCGAGAAAAUCACCGAAGAUUCAGCUGUGACCACGUUUGAGGCCCUGAAGGCUCGGGUCAGGGAACUUGAACGGCAGCUAUCCCGUGGGGACCGUUACAAAUGCCUCAUCUGUAUGGACUCAUACUCGAUGCCCCUAACGUCCAUCCAGUGUUGGCAUGUGCACUGCGAGGAGUGCUGGCUGCGGACCCUGGGUGCCAAGAAGCUCUGCCCUCAGUGCAACACCAUCACAGCGCCCGGAGACCUGCGGAGAAUCUACUUGUGAGCUAGCCACCCCCAGCAGGCCUUGCCUGGAGCAGCCCCACCUGCCCGCCUCUGUGACGUGACCCUCCCCCUUGUACAUAUUUGCACACAGGUUCCCCAUGUACAUACAUGCGCACACACACGUGCACAUUCGUGUGCGUGCACACACACACACACACACACACAUACACACACACGCACACACGCACACACGACUCUGGAGCCAGAGUGGAGGCUGAGACCCAGGCCUUGCCUGCUGGUUCCCACCAAAACUGAGGACCAUACUGCUGUUUGGGGUUUUGUUCCCAAGGUGGGGCAAGGAGGUGGGAGUGAAGGGGAAUAGUUGGGCAAGGCUCCUGAGAUACAGCCCCC
Messenger RNA from Panthera uncia (snow leopard), 1643 nucleotides. RefSeq names its product ring finger protein 220 (gene RNF220). Gene Ontology annotation, molecular function: ubiquitin protein ligase activity; metal ion binding. The record is from RefSeq and is a predicted model, not a curated record. Gene Ontology annotation, biological process: protein ubiquitination. The coding region runs from base 49 to 1293 and encodes 414 amino acids. NCBI's taxonomy places the organism in Eukaryota, Metazoa, Chordata, Mammalia, Carnivora, Felidae. The transcript has 14 exons.